This is a messenger RNA of Sorghum bicolor (sorghum), 1055 nucleotides long. RefSeq names its product rapid alkalinization factor. Bases 248 to 676 code for a protein of 142 amino acids. The record is from RefSeq and is a predicted model, not a curated record. NCBI's taxonomy places the organism in Eukaryota, Viridiplantae, Streptophyta, Magnoliopsida, Poales, Poaceae. The transcript has a single exon.
UCGCGGUCCCUCUCGCGCGUCCUCAGUCCUCACCUACUCAGCUACUGCCGUCGAUCGGCUCCGCCAUUGCUGCCAUGAUAUAAUCCCCCACCCCCACCCCGCGCUCUCCCACACCACCACCAAACGCGACUGUUUCUUGCAUCGGCCGCGCGCCGGCCCUCCACACCCAUCGCACCAGCAUCCAGCAACGACACGCCGCCGCCUCCGCCCUCCGCCUGCGCGCGCGCAUUUCAGCUCGAUUAUCGCCAUGGCGCCGCGCCUGCAGCUCCGCGCCGCCGCCGUCCUCGCGCUGCUGAUGGCCGUCGUCUCCGUGGCCGCGCUCUCGGCGGCGCCGGCGUCGGCGGCCGGAGUGGCCGUCGGCGACCUGGCCGUGGCCCAUCUGGCCGGCGCCGUGGUGAUCCGGCGCGGCGGGCGGACGUGCCGCGGCACGGUGGGCGAGUGCAUGGAGUACUUGGGCGCGGACGCCGAGGGCGAGGCCGACGUCGCGGGCAUGGCCACCGGCGGCAGCAAGCGCCGGGUGCUGCAGGGCGGCUCCGGCUACAUCGGCUACGACGCGCUGCGCAGGGACAACGUGCCCUGCUCGCAGCGCGGCGCGUCCUACUACAACUGCCAGCCCGGCGCCGAGGCCAACCCCUACUCCCGCGGCUGCAGCGCCAUCACCCAGUGCAGGGGCUGAUGGCUGAUGCUGAUGUUUUCAGUCCAUUCUCCUCCCCAGUUAAUGUUAAUCGCAGCUGCUAGCGUUAAGGAUGAUCGAUCGGUUGCUGUGUGAUAGCUUCAUGGUGAUUUUCAUUUUUGAAUCUUUUAAUUUGAGAAGACAUGCAUAUAUGGAGGUCGUCGUCUUUGCUGUGCUAGCACAGCUUUGUCCGGCUGAUCAAGCGGCAUCUCCAUGACUGGUCCAUCGAUUAUUGUGGUGCAGUGGAUAUGUGUCUGUGCUGUUGUUGCUAGCAUCCCUUUCAGGAUGAAAGUAAAAGUAAUUAUUUGUGAUGAUCGUGUAAUUUUCUGGUGUCUCUGAUUUUACAGCCAAUGAAUAAUUUGCAGUGCCUGCCUUUCAUUCA